Molecule: messenger RNA, 1113 nt
Organism: Triplophysa rosa
Lineage: Eukaryota; Metazoa; Chordata; Actinopteri; Cypriniformes; Nemacheilidae
Product: C-type mannose receptor 2-like
Exons: 2
Coding region: 1-1113 (370 amino acids)
Source: RefSeq, a predicted model, not a curated record
AUGAAUGAUCUGAAGAAUUUGACCGGCUUUGCUAAAAAUCUCUCUUGGAUUGGACUUUACAAGGGAAGGCAAUUGUGGAAAUGGGUGGACGGAUCGAUGGCCCAUUAUUUCAACUGGUAUAAACUUGGGGACUGUGCCUCAAUAAGAAGUGAUGGAUUUUGGAACAACAGGUCAUGUGGUAAUGAAUUACCCUAUGUGUGUGGGAAAUUUCCAAUGUGGGACUUGGAUGAGUCACAAUUGUCUUGGUCUAAUGCAAACAAUUCCUGUGACGGAGAAACCCUGGCUAUUUUACACAAUGCGAACGAAAACGGAAAUGUCACCGGUGUGCUCAAAGGGAAUGAAGCCUGGAUAGGGUUAUCCAAAGAUUCUCAAAACUGGUUAUGGGUGGACCAGACUCUCCUCACAUACUCCAACUGGUUCACCAACUUUUUGUGUGCAACGAUGGAUUGCGAAGGCUUCUGGCAUGACACCUCUUGCUUUGAGAAGAACCCAUUCGUCUGCAUUGGUCAAAUCAACAGUAAUCUCACAUACGAGCUGUUCAGUGAGAGUAAAACCUGGAAAGAAGCUCAGAGCCACUGCGAGAUGGGGAACAUGAAGCUGGCCAUGUUGAAAACCGAAGAAGAUAUCACUCCACUAUUGGCUCAAAUCUGUAAAACUGAUAUGGACAGUCAUUACUUUUGGAUCGGGUUAUAUAAUGACCCUUGGUUUUGGAGUGCUGCAUGGGGUACAGAUGUUAGAAACUGGAACAGAAUGCAACCUGAUGUACGCUCCAUGAUCCUGCUGUCAGAACACAAAUCAUGGGAAGAGGCGUUGAAUCACUGUAGACACAAAUAUGUGGAUUUGGCCAGUCUGGGAUCAGAAGCUGAACAAGAGGUUGCUGUGAGGAAAAUCGAAGAUGUUCAGAGUGUUUAUGUGUGGACUGGACUACGUUUUCUGGCAGGUUCUUGGUUCUGGGUGUAUGGGGAUGGUUUACAGUAUGAGAACUGGAUAGGUGGUGAACAGCCACAGUGUCCAGAUGUCACACGUCGCUGUGGUGCUCUCGCUGUAGCGACGGGGAAGUGGGAGCCCAGAUCAUGUGAGGAAAAACUGGAGUUUCUCUGUUUCCAGAAAUGA